AUGCCUUCCGCAGAGACAAAGCCGAAGACCUUGUAUGAUAAGGUCUUCGACGCCCACGUCGUUAAUGAGCAAGAAGAUGGCACUGUUCUGCUCUAUAUCGACCGGCAUCUUGUGCACGAGGUGACCUCACCUCAAGCUUUUGAGGGUCUGAAGAACGCUAGCCGCAAGGUCCGCCGGCCGGACUGCACCUUGGUGACUGUUGAUCAUAACAUCCCCACGUCGUCGCGGAAAAACUUCAAGAACGCCGAGCAAUUCAUCGAAGAGACUGACUCGCGUCUGCAAUGCACAACCCUCGAGGAGAACGUCAAGGACUUCGGCCUGACCUACUUUGGCAUGGGUGACAAGCGCCAGGGUAUCGUUCACAUCAUUGGCCCCGAGCAGGGCUUCACCCUGCCCGGCACCACCGUCGUCUGCGGAGACAGUCACACCUCGACACACGGUGCUUUCGGCUCCCUUGCCUUCGGUAUCGGUACCAGUGAGGUCGAGCACGUCCUCGCGACCCAGACCCUCAUCACCCGCCGCAGCAAGAACAUGCGCAUCCAGGUCGACGGUCAGCUUCCGCCCGGCGUCACCAGCAAGGAUGUCGUCCUCCACAUUAUCGGUGUCAUUGGAACAGCCGGUGGCACUGGUGCCGUUAUUGAGUUCUGUGGAUCCGUUAUCCGCGGCCUGAGCAUGGAGGCGCGUAUGUCCAUGUGUAACAUGUCAAUCGAGGCUGGUGCGCGUGCAGGCAUGAUUGCGCCAGACGAGACCACCUUCGAGUACCUCAAGGGCCGUCCCCUUGCUCCCAAGUACGACAGCGCCGAGUGGAAGAAGGCUGUCAACUACUGGUCCAGCUUGAAGUCCGAUGCCGAUGCUGUGUACGAUACCAACGUCGUCCUGGACGGCAAGGACAUCAUUCCCACGAUCUCCUGGGGUACCUCCCCCCAAGAUGUUAUCCCUAUCACUGGUGUUGUUCCUGGUCCCGAUGAUUUCCAGGAUGAGAACCGCAAGGCUUCGUGCAAGCGCGCUCUCGAGUAUAUGGGUCUCACCGCGGGAACCCCUAUGAAGGAGGUCGUCGUUGACAAGGUCUUCAUUGGAUCAUGCACCAACGCCCGUAUUGAGGAUCUGCGUGCUGCCGCCAAGGUGGUCAAUGGCCGCAAGGUUGCUUCCAACAUCAAGCUUGCCAUGAUUGUGCCCGGAUCGGGUCUGGUCAAGGCGCAAGCUGAGUCUGAGGGUCUAGACCAGAUUUUCACUAACGCUGGCUUCGAGUGGCGCGAGGCUGGCUGCUCCAUGUGCCUGGGAAUGAACCCGGAUAUCCUCCAGCCCCAAGAGCGCUGCGCCAGUACCUCUAACCGCAACUUCGAGGGUCGCCAGGGUGCCGGUGGCCGUACUCACCUCAUGUCGCCCGCCAUGGCUGCGACCGCUGCCAUCGUCGGUAAGCUGGCCGAUGUCCGCGAGCACGUCUCUGCUAGCCCCGUUGCUGCCAAGGCCGAGCCCAAGGUCGAUGUCCAGCAGGACUAUGACUCCCCUGAAACCGAGGACGAACUCGACCGCGUCCUUGACCUGCCGGCCGACAACGAGCCUCACACCAACACCUCGGUUGGCAGCAGUGCCGGUCUGCCCAAGUUUACCACUCUGAAGGGUAUCGCUGCGCCGAUGGACCGCGCCAACGUCGACACCGACGCCAUCAUCCCCAAGCAGUUCCUCAAGACCAUCAAGCGCACUGGUCUGGGCUCGGCUGCCUUCCACGAGCUCCGCUACACCAACGGCCAGGAGAACCCAGACUUCAUUCUUAACCAGGGCGUCUACCGCAACGCUAAGAUUCUGGUCGUGACGGGCCCCAACUUCGGCUGCGGCAGCUCGCGUGAGCACGCCCCCUGGGCUCUGCUGGACUUCGGCAUCAAGUGUAUCAUUGCCCCGUCCUUCGCCGACAUCUUCUUCAACAACACCUUCAAGAACGGCAUGCUUCCCGUUGUCAUCUCCGACGAAGCUGCCUUGCAGAAGGUCGCCGCUGAGGCCCGUGCCGGCCGCGAAGUCGAGGUCGACCUUGUCAACCAAGAGAUCAAGGAUGCCCAGGGCAACAAGAUUGUUGGCUUUGAUGUCGAGAGCUUCCGUAAGCACUGCCUCAUCAACGGCCUGGAUGACAUCGGUAUUACCCUUCAAAUGGAAGGAAAGAUCCGUUCUUUCGAGACUAAGCGCAGCCUUGAGACUCCCUGGCUCGAUGGCAGCGGCUACCUCAAGCGUGGCAACCGCGGUGCCACCAUGGUUGAGGCAGCUCCCGUCCCCAAGACCAAUCGGGGUGACGUGAAGAACGAGCCUCUCGAGUGGUAA
Penicillium lagena is the source of this 2310-nucleotide messenger RNA. RefSeq names its product 3-isopropylmalate dehydratase LEU1 (gene luA). Gene Ontology annotation, molecular function: 3-isopropylmalate dehydratase activity; 4 iron, 4 sulfur cluster binding. Gene Ontology annotation, biological process: L-leucine biosynthetic process. The coding region runs from base 1 to 2310 and encodes 769 amino acids. The transcript is spliced from 4 exons. Lineage: Eukaryota; Fungi; Ascomycota; Eurotiomycetes; Eurotiales; Aspergillaceae. Gene Ontology annotation, cellular component: 3-isopropylmalate dehydratase complex. The record is from RefSeq and is a predicted model, not a curated record.